CUAAGGUUGCGUGUGAGCUAGUCCGGCAGCAGCAGAGUAGAGAAGUCAGCACGGAGACUGGAGUGCGUUUUGUGCACUGAAUUUCAGCCUUUUAACAGGGCUUGAAUAGGAAUUUAGGAAGUAUGGUUGCUUUUGAUGAGAUACAAAACCUUUUGCCCACUAAAAGGACUAUUACCGUGGUAGAUGUUCAGUCGCAGAUCUUCCCCGCAAAAGAAUUGGAGUAACUGCAGCAAGCUAUCUGAACUGUCACAAAGGCUAUUGAUCACAGGAUAAAGGUAGUGCUGCAAGAUUGAGAGGAGCAGAGCCAGAGAACUUGCAGAAUGAGAGAAAUGGACAGGAAGCCCAAAAGAUGCAGGAACAUUUCUAAAACAUCGAGGAAGAAAAAUGAAUAAAAACAGAAAUACUGAAGAUGAGGCUCUGGACGUCAGGAAUUGUGGGGACAGUUCAGUGUCCAUUUUCAUCAAAGGAGCCAAGCAACAAGCGGGUUCGACCCUUGUCACGCGUAACAUCUCUGGCAAAUUUAAUAUCACCCUCAAAAAAUGGCGCAGUCAGACGCUUUGGUCAAACGUUACAGAGAUCCAUCACAUUCCGUAGUGACAACAAAUCUCCAAGUUGCUCACAAAAGCUGUGCAGCAAAACUUCAGCCCCAACUCCACCUAAAAGGCGCAACAGCAAAUUGUGGUCCGAGACUCUUGAUAUGAGCACGAAGCAGAACUUUUCUUCGAAGGAAAUUAAACGACAAGAGGCUAUAUUUGAGCUGUUUCGAGGGGAGCAAGAUUUAAUUGAAGACCUAAAAUUAGCAAGAAAGGCUUAUCAUGACCCUAUGCUGAAGUUGUCCAUCAUGACAGAAGAGGAGCUGACGCAGAUAUUUGGAGCUCUCGAUUCUUACAUCCCCCUGCACGAAGAUCUGCUGACCAAGCUUGCAAAAGCUACAAAACAAGAUGGAACAGUGGAACAAAUUGGUCAAAUUCUGGUUAGCUGGUUACCACGGCUUGAUGAAUAUAAGGAAUACUGCAGUAACCAGCUGGCAGCAAAAGCACUCUUGGAUCAAAAGAAACAAGACAAGAGAGUGCAGGAUUUCCUUCAGCGCUGCCUCGAGUCACCCUUCAGCAGGAAACUGGACCUUUGGAGUUUCCUGGAUAUUCCUCGCAGCCGGUUGGUCAAGUACCCCCUACUGUUAAAGGAGAUCUUGCGACAUACGCCAACUGAUCACUUGGACCAGAAGAGUCUAGAAGAUGCAAUCACCAUUAUUCAAGGAGUCCUAUCAGACAUCAAUGUGAAAAAAGGAGAAUCUGACUGUCAGUACUACAUUGACAAGCUGGACUAUCUGGACGAGAGACAGAAGGAUGCUCUGAUUGAAAGCAGCAGAGUGUUGCUUUGCCACGGAGAGCUGCGAAACAACCGGGGCACAAAGCUGUACGUCUUCUUGUUCCAAGAAAUCCUGGUUCUGACUCGCCCCGUGUCCCGUAAUGACCGCCAGUGUUACCAAGUGUACCGUCAGCCAAUCCCAGUUAAAGAUCUUCUACUGGAAGAUCUUCAGGACGGUGAUACAAAAAUGGGAGGUUCCUUCAGAGGAGCCUUCAGCAAUGCUGACAAAGCUAAAAACAUCUUCAAAGUUCGUUUCCGGCAUACAAUGCAAGGGCAGUCAUCACACACACUCCAGGCCAAUGAUAUUUACAACAAACAGCAGUGGAUGAAUUGCCUACGAAAUGCUAUGUCCCCCUACCAGACGUCACCUUGUCUGACAGACCACAAAGAGCUCUUUGAGUUGAAUGAAGAAGCCGAGCAAAGCUCAUCCCAGCCAGCAGAGCUCACACAGGAAGGACAGUCACCCAUCCUCUCGGAAGGUGCAGAAAUGACAGAUAGUCAGUCAGAAACAGGCUCCAACAUGGACACAAGUGAAUCCGAAGCAAGCAGCCUGAGAACCAGCAUAGAGAGUGAAGAAAUAGAAGAGCAGUGUGAUUUCUUAUCAAAACAAAGCAUGGAAACAGUCAAGCAACAAGAACAAAUGACAAAGAGAUCAGAAACGUUAGUGUGAGCACUCAUGUUUCUGGCUCAGGAAAAGAACUCUAUUUAUAUGUCUGUACAGUGUUUGUACUGUGGUGUAGCAGCAGGAUUAAACUGCUAAUCUCUUGUUUAUAUAUAUAUAUAUAUUUUUCAUAUAUAUAUAUAUAUGUGUGUGUGUGUUUUAUGGCAGCUAUUAAAUGCAAUCAGCUUUGCUGAACUAUUCUGGUUCUUCUACACAGUGACUGUAAUCCAGUAGUGUUUUUAAAUUACUGGGUUAUUCCCUGCAGCAGAGUUGGGUUUAAAAGCCUCAUUUGCUACAGUUUUGUCAAUGGCAUUUACUGUCUUACCAAUAUUUUUGUACUAUACAUUCCCAUAUGCUAUCCAUAUGCAGACUUCAAGUUUUAUUAUUUGUGUAGUUUAUAACUUUUUUAAUUAACCAGGGAAAAUGAGAUCCAAAGUAAUACUUAGAGGAAAAACUACUUAGCAAUUCAGACAUAAGUACUUUUUGAUUUUAUGCAUUUUUUUGAUCAGCAAAAAUUUUGUCAAGUCAAUUUCUAGGUGUCAUGUAAUUCAGUCUUUGAGCCAUUCCUAUGAUUGUUUUGACCAUUCACCUGCUGUAUGAUCUUGCACAAGAUUUUUGUUAAUGUAAGUGUGUACAAAGUGUUUUGUGCUUCUGACUACUGAGAGAAUUUCUAAGAAAAUAGGUUUUGAUGGAUAAAAGAAAGUUGCAGAAAGGUAGAGAAGAAUGAGGAUUUAAUGGAAUUGAAGAAGAAAGCUGGUGAGCAAGAAGUAAUUGGCAAUCAGCCAUGAGGUAACUGUUUGAGAUGGUGCACAAGUGGCUGUAAGUUUGAACAGCCGCUAGCGUUAUAAUGUGGAAAAAAUGUCACAGCGUAAAAUGGCACAAGUAUGUUUUGUGAAAGUGAGUGCUGAAGAGGGGGUCUGGUACGUAGUGGUAAUUGUAUAUAAAAUACACAUGGAAAAGUGGUAAAUGUGAAAGAAGUAUUGUAGUUGGGAAUUUCUCUGAUGUAAAAAUUUAGCCUCAAAUACCCAAUAAAACUGGAAAAUUGUAA
This is a messenger RNA of Carcharodon carcharias (great white shark), 3077 nucleotides long. Its product is annotated as neuroepithelial cell-transforming gene 1 protein-like. The coding region runs from base 410 to 2038 and encodes 542 amino acids. Lineage: Eukaryota; Metazoa; Chordata; Chondrichthyes; Lamniformes; Lamnidae. The transcript is spliced from 11 exons. Gene Ontology annotation, molecular function: guanyl-nucleotide exchange factor activity. The record is from RefSeq and is a predicted model, not a curated record. Gene Ontology annotation, biological process: positive regulation of Rho protein signal transduction; intracellular signal transduction.